CACACAUGACGUCACGGACACGCGCCUCUUCUGCUUGUUGGGAACGAUGGCUGUAACCCGGUCUUUGCGGCUGCUGUCGCUCGCGGUACGGCUGCUCCUGGAACCCCGCCGUAACCUAGCGGUCCGCGGUUCGGACGAGCCCUUGCCGGUGGUACGCAUUCCGCGAGCUCUGCAGCGGCGGCAGGAGCAGCGACAGGGCGGUGGCCGGAGUACCCCCCGGCCGGUGCUGGUACGACCUGGUCCACUCCUGGUCUCGGCGCGGCGGGCGGAGUUGAACCAGCCCGCGCGCCUCACUCUGGGCCGUUGGGAGCGCGCGCCGCUGGCUUCGCGUGGCUGGAAGCAUCGGAGCGCGCGAGGGGACCAUUUCUCCAUUGAGCGCGCGCAGCACGAGGCGCCCAGCCUGCGGAACCUCUUGUCCUCCGGCAGCUUGGCUGACCUGGGUCUGGAGCCCCGGCUGCUGCUGGCACUUCAGGAUGCUGCCCCCGAAAUCGUUCGGCCCACCACGGUGCAGUCGAAGACCAUCCCCCCACUGCUUCGCGGUCGCCACAUCCUUUGCGCCGCUGAAACCGGCAGUGGCAAGACUCUGAGCUACUUACUACCCAUGUUUCAAAGGCUCUUGAGCCGUCCAGACUUGAUCUCCCGAAGUACCGCCUCUCCCCGGAGCCUGGUUCUUGUGCCUUCCCGAGAAUUGGCGGAACAGGUGCAGGCUGUAGCCCAGUCAUUGGGUAGUUCCUUGGGCCUGCAGGUGCGGGGACUAGGGGGUGAUGGUGGUGGCAUGAGUAGGCUCAAACUGCAGCUGUCCAGACUACCGUCAGCAGAUGUACUAGUGGCCACUCCAGGGGCUCUAUGGAAGGCCCUGAAAAGUCAGCUGAUCAGCUUACAGUAUCUCUCCUUCGUGGUGUUGGAUGAAGCGGACACACUGCUGGAUGAAAGCUUCCUGGAACUGGUGGACUACAUCUUGGAAAAGAGCCCUAUAGCAGAAAGCCCAGCUGACUUAGACGAUCCCUUCAAUCCCAAAGCACAGUUAGUGCUGGUGGGAGCCACAUUUCCUGAAGGUGUAAGCCAAGUGCUGAGUAAAGUCACCAACCUAGACUCUCUCACCACCAUCACCAGUGCCAAGCUCCACUGCAUCAUGCCUCAUGUCAGACAGACAUUUAUGAAACUAAAGGGAACAGAGAAAGUGACAGAGUUGAUUCAGAUCCUCAAGCAGCAUGACAAAGCAAAAAAGACUGGACCCUCAGGAACGGUCCUUGUGUUCUGCAACAGCUCCAGCACUGUGAACUGGCUGGGAUACAUUCUGGAUGACCACAAGAUCCAACAUCUAAGGCUACAAGGGCAAAUGCCAGCCUCAAUGAGGGCAGGCAUCUUCCAGGGCUUCCAGAAGGGAUCUCAAGACAUACCUGUCUGCACAGACAUAGCUUCACGUGGCCUAGACAGCAUUCAUGUGGAACUGGUUGUCAAUUAUGAUUUCCCCCCUACCCUGCAGGAUUACAUCCACAGAGCAGGAAGAGUGGGUCGUGUGGGGAGCGAGGUACCAGGAACUGUCAUCAGCUUUGUGACCCAUCCCUGGGAUGUGAGUCUGGUUCAGAAGAUUGAGCUGGCAGCUCGCAGAAGAAGAAGCCUUCCAGGACUAGAAUCAUCCAUGAGAGAUCCUUUGCCUCCUUCGCAAGCCUAAUUGCUGAGUGCCUUAAAUGUAAUUCUAGAGCAGGGAUCUUCCUGGGGUGGGGGCAUAACUUAUCAGUUAGGUGGCACUGGGCUGCCCUGUUGCCUUCCUGAGGGCAUGAUGAGCUCUUUGUAGCUUUGAAAAGUAAGCUGCCGGUCAGGAUUGGAGGGUAGUCUGAUAUUCAAAAAAUAAAGUGGAUUUUGACU
Messenger RNA from Nannospalax galili (Upper Galilee mountains blind mole rat), 1869 nucleotides. It is a transcript of the gene Ddx28, whose product is annotated as DEAD-box helicase 28. The record is from RefSeq and is a predicted model, not a curated record. Lineage: Eukaryota; Metazoa; Chordata; Mammalia; Rodentia; Spalacidae. Gene Ontology annotation, cellular component: mitochondrion. The transcript has a single exon. Gene Ontology annotation, biological process: mitochondrial large ribosomal subunit assembly. Gene Ontology annotation, molecular function: nucleic acid binding; RNA helicase activity; ATP binding. Bases 47 to 1675 code for a protein of 542 amino acids.